Molecule: messenger RNA, 612 nt
Organism: Desarmillaria tabescens
Lineage: Eukaryota; Fungi; Basidiomycota; Agaricomycetes; Agaricales; Physalacriaceae
Exons: 7
Coding region: 1-612 (203 amino acids)
Source: RefSeq, a predicted model, not a curated record
AUGUCUUUGUUCUUCUUCUUUGCUGUCCUGGUGUCAGCCAUCUGUGUUUUUGCAGCAGACCAUUUGGUGACCGUCGGUGAUGGAGGAAUGCUGGCAUUCAACCCAACAAGCAUGACUGCCGUCCAAGGAGACACUGUCACUUUUUCAUUUCUGCAACACAAUCGACGUUCGCCUCUCCCUGCACAAAAUCUGGCAUCGACUCGGGUUUCGUCCCCAUCACCAACAGCACUGUCUUUGGCCAAUGGACAUUCACCAGUCGACAAUUCCUCUACCCUGCUGUGGUUCUUCUGCACCCAGAUGGGUCAUUGUGAGAAGGGCAUGGUCUUUGCGGUUAAUCCCACCCAGGACAAGACCUUUCAGGCAUUUUUGGCUAAUGCGCAGGGGAAUGGGACGGCGGGUUGGGAACUAGGUCUUCUGUCUGCUGCUCUCCCAAGGUUGCGCACGAAACCUCCAGGGGGAGAUUAUUGCGCAGUAGCCUUGCGAUGGAACAUCAGUCGAUCAUUAAUGCAAGAGUGGGAAUACCUGACACAUAUGAUGGAACAAAGGGACCAGUGGUUUAUUCAUGAACUGAUACAGACAAAUGAGGUAUCCUCCAGCAUGAUGUCCCCAUGA